AGGGACGACAGUCAUGGGACGGAGCCGCAAACUGUCCAGUAAGCUCCUCAAACCGACAGCUGAGAACCGACAAUCGGCUGAUGAGAAACAGUGUAACGAGGAUGAGCAACACACUGGGAAACAUCAGGAGAAUGGAGACAUACAACAGGCCGGCGAGCACCAACAGGCUGGUGGUGCUCUCACCAAAACCAAAAUCCAUCGCUGUAACAUCUGCCAGUUGACAUUCGCCACAACAUUAAGCUUUGAAAGACACAUGAAGAGACAUGAAGCAAACAAACCACAUGAGUGCCAAGACUGUGACAAGAAAUUCGUAACAAAAUCUGGCCUCGAUAUUCACAGAAGAAAACACACAGGUGAAAGACCAUACAAGUGUGACAAUUGCUCAAAGGCCUUCACAACACGAUCAGUACUCAUUAUGCACAUGAGAGGCCACACUGGUGAGAAACCUUAUGAGUGCAAUACUUGUGGUGCAAGGUUCACUCAGAGUGCAACUCGAGCUGACCACAUGCGGCGUCAUACAGGAGAAAAACAUUACCAAUGUACCACUUGCCCAGAAAAAUUUGUUACGAGAAUAAAUUAUCGUUGGCACAUAUUGUUGUGUCAAAGAAAAA
Molecule: messenger RNA, 611 nt
Organism: Procambarus clarkii (red swamp crayfish)
Lineage: Eukaryota; Metazoa; Arthropoda; Malacostraca; Decapoda; Cambaridae
Source: RefSeq, a predicted model, not a curated record